Molecule: messenger RNA, 1565 nt
Organism: Haliotis rufescens (red abalone)
Lineage: Eukaryota; Metazoa; Mollusca; Gastropoda; Lepetellida; Haliotidae
Exons: 10
Coding region: 1-1329 (442 amino acids)
Source: RefSeq, a predicted model, not a curated record
AUGAGUGACAGGGGAGAGGAGGACUUGUUGUAUAAUACUCAACCCAGCGACAGCCAGGACAAAGCAAUAUAUGAAGAACUCAAGCUCAAGCUUGGACACAAAGACAAGGACUCUUUUCAACAAGGCCGAUUAGUAUCUACAACAGUGACCCCAAGGAACCUAACCACAUUCGUAGCAGAUGAACCUUUUGAGACUGUGAAAGAUCUGAUAUACAACUAUGCCAAGGACAAACAUGUUCGCGUGACAUUUGCGCGACUCAUGAAGAAGAGAAUGAACUAUAACCAUCAGGAUACGUAUACUGUGCAAGUUAACAUGGUCUUUGAUGACUAUGAUAAUAACGUGGCUGGAUCUCAUGAACAGGAUAGACUGCUUAGCCGCCGUGACGAAGCCAGGUUGAUGUUCCAAAACAAGAUGCUGAUCCUCCUAAAGCUGUGUGUUUCAGUCUGGGUGCUAGUGUUGGAUGCAGGAGCACAGGUCGACAUUUGUGGUAGUGAAUCAGUGCUAGUUGCCAACUCAACGCCCCAGACACUCCAGAACACAGAUGGGUUUUCUUCACAAUGUACAGUACAAAUCACCGUGCCAGCUGGUUCCUCUUUGAAACUUAAUUUCACCAGACUAAGUGUCACGGAACUAGAUAUUGAGCUAUUUGCGAAUGAUUCGUCAGCCAACAGCCCGAGCUUUGCAGACGUCAUCAAAAAUGCGGAAGACGGCAGAAGCGCACCCAUCUACGUUUACCAUGGAUCUGUCUACAUCAGAGUUUAUUUCCACUCCACAAUUUCGACAUUUGUCAUGACGUAUCAAGAGGUAGACUUCGAAGAGAACAUCUGUACUCUACCGAGUCUGGUUUUUGCUGACACCACUGUCCAGGAAGUUGUGACGCCCAACUUCAGGAACGGUCCAUAUUUUGACAAUGUCGAUUGCGAAGUCGUGAUCGAAAGUAACAUCACUGGUGCGAGGGAAGUAAAGGUUGAGGUUACGUCUUUCGAUAUGGAGUGUUGUUGUGACGAUGUACGAAUAUGUGACGAUGACGGCUGUCUUAGUUUGUGUUAUACAUCCAAAAGGAUCUUCCGUGGAAGCAAUGUUACAAUUCGUCAUUGGUCAGAUUACUCUUUGGGUUUCAAUGGUAUGAGAUUAGAAUACACCGUAGAUUUUACUGACUGGACUCCGUGGAAGAGCAACGCCUGUUACCGUGACUGUACCACCAAACAACGCCUGGUCGACGACACUAGAACAAGGGCUUGCCUCAAGGACAGCUGCAUGGGCGAGACGAACCAGAAACGAACCCGGGUCUGCAGAACCACGUGUAAGGAUUGCGUCCUCGGGAAUUAGUUCCGGUCUGACAGAAUACAAAGAAUAAUAUUCUGUAAAUGGAUUCAAGAUAUGGUUGCGCAUUCAUCACUGACUAGAGAGGGAUUCACAAAGCUGAAAAUGUUUCGGUGCAAAUACUGAUAUUUGAAAGUAUUUCUAGGGGAAAAUCAACACGGUAUCUGCUUAUAUUAUUUGAAGACAUGUCUAUCUUGGAGGGCCAACAACUUUUUGCAUUUUGUUUUCUUUUAAAUUGCUUU